Molecule: messenger RNA, 4572 nt
Organism: Adineta ricciae
Lineage: Eukaryota; Metazoa; Rotifera; Eurotatoria; Adinetida; Adinetidae
Source: the annotation of a GenBank genome assembly
AUGACUAAUCUGUCUGAGAAGAUACUCAAAGUUUUUGUUGAUAAACAAUGUGUCGUUUUGAAAGAUUCAGACAUCAGCCUUUCCCUUAUUUCUCAAGGUAUUCAAUGUUAUACUGCAGAAAUUCGUCAUCAGGUGCAAGCACUCAGUCCAGCUUUAUUUGAAUUAACAGUCAAUAAAGACAAUUCCAUUACAGUGCAUGUCGAACCUAAACUCGAUAUUUGUGAAGCAUUUCUAGCGGGUGAUUGUCACAAUGCAGUACGAUCCUGUGGUAAACUUCAUCUGUGUCGUGAAUUCGAGCAUUGUACUAAACGAUUAUGCACCUUUCCACAUAAGUUUGAUCAUGGUCAAAACCAGAAGAUUAUCGAGCAGAUGAAUUGUCAGAAUAUCGGUGCACAAUUACUGGUGAAAUUGAUUCGACUGAAAAAACCUGCUCGGAUAAAUGUCCGUCGAGAUUCAGAUUUUGUUCAGAAACUGAAUACGACAGAUCUUAUUCAGUCAAAUUCUAUGACGGAUGAGACUGAUCGUCAAAUAGAUAUAAGUUUUCCGUCGUCAAGUUAUGCGCCACACAUUGAUAUGGAAAUUAUCGAAAUGAGCCUAAGCGUAGAAAACUUUCGGAUGGAGAAGAAAUUAAACGAAAGUGAAAACGAAUACUUUCGACGGGUGACCAUUCAAUUAGACGAAGCUAGCGAUGUAGACAAGUUAUUGAAACGUCAAAUAUCAACUUUUAGCGAACGAGAUAUCAAGUUCAAACGUACAAAACAAUUCAUCGAUAAAGCCGGUUUUGUUUUGAAAACCAUACUAAUCAAUGAACAAGAUAAGAUAGCAGAAAAUCGAAUUCGAUUGUACAUUUCUUUACUAGUUGGAAAUACGGUCCAAUUUACGCUAGUAGACCUUUCAACUACAAACGAACAAGUCGUUCUAGUGCAAUGCAAUAAUAACAUAGAAUUCAAAAAACUCUAUGAACAGUAUCGAGCAAAACCGCAACUAAAAGGACAAGAGUUGUCUUUAGUGCAGAUUUACGAAUGUGAUACAGUUAGCAUAAGUUUUCUUGAUAAGAAAUCCAUGUCAUACAACGAUAUUGAAAAUAUUGUACGGCCUGCUCGAAUCGAUGUUUUCACCUAUCAGUUGACGGCCGAUAAUUCAGUUGAAGUGGAGUUUACUAAUCCUGAUGCUUAUAAAAGUUGGAUGUCCAUUGUUGAUAGAAUCACUGCUAAAUUUCACGUUACCGUUACUCCGAUCAUUGUCGAUAUAGAUGAAAGAUGCGAGGAUGAAGAUAAGAGCAUUUCAACACCUCAAAGUAUUCCAUAUCAUCUUCCAUCGCCAUCUACAAACAAGCCUGCAUUAACUACAAUCACACUUCGUCCUGAGUGGGCUAUGGUUGCUGCACAUCGUGUUUUUCAAAUAGAGUACAAAGAAUACAUUCGUAACGAACUUGGUGGUGAGGUUACGGUCAACGGAGAUCAGAUAAGUUAUAUCGGUAGUUUUCCGCGAUUACCACGUUGUUCACAUAAUGAAGCUAUUCUCGCUAAUAAAACAAAUAAUUAUAUGCAAAAGCUAAGAUAUCAGGUGUUGCGCGAUCUGAAGCCGUAUCAUGUAAAUACUCUACGAAAACAUUCGAAUACAGUCGCAUACCGACGAGUUAACCAAAAUGAUUAUUCAGUUGCGGCAAAAUUUGAUGAUUUGAUUAAAUUGAAAGAUCAACUAUUUCACAAAAAUAAACCACGCUACCAAACAGACUCAAACACAACGGCUAAUCGCACAGCAGAAUACUGUUCACCGGCAGCUUCGAGUGUACCCAAACAAGAAACAACGGAACGACGACCAAGCACUUCUAUUGCUUCAGUCGUCAAUAAUACAUCGAUUUAUGCUGUUUCAUCUCCGGAAGAAUUAAGCAUGUUUUCAUUGAAGACAUUCGAAACUCGUUUAGAGCAACACUUAACAAGUACAUACAACGUUAAAGUAACCAUUGAGCGAAGCGUGUUAAACACAAAACCAAAAGGUGACGGAGCUCGUGUCAGCAUUAAAAUCAUCGGUGAAGGUCGUAGUGUUGAGAGUGCACUCAAUGACGUUCAAAAACUAUUCUUAUCGUUACGUACACGAAAAUUCGAUGAUGCAAAUAAUGGUAAUUGGACGAAGAUGGAAGAAGCAGCUCUGCUCAUUCAGCAUCAUUUAAAUCUAGAAGAUCUGAUUUGUACGUGUCAGAAGAUCUCGGCAACGGUUGUUCUCGUCACUUAUUUCGAUUUUUCUUCAGCGACAAUCACUUAUACUCCUCAAACAUCUUCAUCACAAUUUACAAAAGAUUGGACGGUAUUAGAAAAUACAAUUCGUCAACGAAUUGAUUAUAAAAAAGAUAUCUGUUUGCACGUGGAACAACAAACAAUGUAUCUAUUCGGUUUAACCAAAUUAGUUAAAGAGUUUCGUCAAAUGUUCGAACAACUUAAAAGUAAAUAUGUUCCUCAAUCGCACAAGAUACCGCUGACAAGAAAGCAGCUGGAUUAUUUAACACAUGUUGGUAUAGCUGAUCUGAUGAAACUCGAAAAGCGAUACAAAGGUGAUGGGUGUGAUGUAAGUCUAACACGUCUUCAACAACAUGGUGAUUUUCUUGCGCCAAUCGAUAUGCAUGCACAAAUCAAAGCCACUCUCAGUGCAUUAACAGAGAUUGAUGAAAUAACUUUCGAGAUACAGAAUAGUGCGUUCGCCAUACUAAUUGUUCAACAAUCUGAGCAAUUGAUCUCGUUGGUAAAGAACAAAUGCCUUCUUCAGAAAAAGUCUCGAACUCAACGUAUUGAAAUUCCAAUACCCAAAGCGCGCGGUGCUGAUUUAGAAGAUUUAGCCAAGCAACCUCAACAGGCAGCUGCACCAUUGGUACCUACAAGUAGUGUUAGUAUUGGAAAUUCAACAAUCACAAUCUGCACUGGAGAUUUAACAACACAAACAGUCGAUAUAAUUGUUGUUUGUUCUACUUCGGAGAUCAUGUGCAGAAACGUGAUCGCGCAAGCUGGUGCUCAGGUACAGAAGCAAUACGAUGCCAUGAUUGCUACGAAAAAUCACACAGGUGCAGCAUCGAAUGGGGCAUUACCGUGUAAGAAAAUAGUUUUCCUACCUUGGCAAUCAGGAACGUCUAAUCCACAUACCUUAAAGCCAUCUCUCAGUAAAUUUGUCACGUCAGCGAUCGAUUAUGUGGUUCAAAAUCAAUACAAAUCAAUCGCAUUUCCAAGCGUGGGUUGUGGUAAAUUAGGCUUUGACCCUUCGAUCAUUGCCAAACAUAUGAUUGAUGAAACUCAGGAACAGCUAAUGAAACUUAAUGAUCAAUUGGAUGUAUCAUUCGUUCUUUUACCCAGUCAAAAGAAUGUCUUUGAUGAAUUCGUCAAAUAUCUGAACAGUAUUAGAUCAUCUCGAACAACCGUAUCAAAUCCAACUGCAUCAGCAUCAACUUCCACGAUCGGCAAAACUAGCGUGGUCUCCAAAGUUUCAUAUGAUGAAAAAAUUACUGAAAUAACGCUGAUAAGUGCCAAGUCUCAACAUUUAACUAAAUGUAAACAAGAAAUCUUGGAAUUAGCUCAAUCAUCAUUGCAAACAAAACAAUUAGCCGGCAAGAGAGAGUUGUUAGAUUGGUCUCAAAGCACCAUCAAUCAAUUCUAUAACGAUUGUUUGAAACAACACGUGAAACCUACGCUGGAUUUAGAUGCCUUUACAGUGGUUUUAGUCGGACCAAGAGAUGCGGUUCAUGAAGCUGAAAAGCAGUUCUAUGAGCUAACAACUGAAACGUAUAAACAAGCGCGUAAUCAUGCUGUCUCACGAGGCGUUAUCUGGUCUGUUGAAGUGUCGCCUAAUUCAGAUAAUUGGGAACAAUAUUCUUUUAAAUUAAAUGGCAUGAUUGAAGAUGCCUAUCUGAAAAAACAACCAAAUCUUGAUUUUUCUAAUGACAAACAAGAACGUUGUCGAAUUGUAUUCAAUCUGAUGCAAGAACAUCACGGUUCAGAUGUGCGAACUAUACGACGAAAAGUAGUCGAUUCCUUAUUGCCUGACACAUGGGAAUCGUCGGAUCAAAAUUGUAAACGAGUUACUUUACAAUCUUCUUCUAAAGAAUAUCAAGAUGUUUUAAGACAAUUCAAUACGACGAUGAAUGGGCAUUAUAGAGAAAUUUUGAGAAUAGAACGUAUACAAAACGAGCGCUGGUACAAACAGUAUGCCGCUCACCGAGAUGAAUACAAACGACGUUAUGGAAAUCUUGACGAGCGAUUGCUAUUUCACGGAUGUAUUGGUACUUCAGCAAACCAAAUUGUCCAAGAAUGUUUCAAUCGGUCGUUUGCUGGUGUUAAUGGUGUCGCAUACGGUCAUGGCGUGUAUUUUCAUACCGAUGCCAGCUAUAGCCAUUCAUAUGCAAAACCCGGCGUAUCAGGAGAGCGAACUAUGUUUUUAGCACGAGUUCUUAUCGGCCGAACACAUGUAGGAAACUCACAAAUGAAAGUACCCCCACAGGGCUACGACACAACUACCGACGGAAAGAAUAUCUUUGUGGUGUAUCACGAUGCCGUUGCUUACGCUGACCAUCUAAUUACAUAUCAAUAG